AACAAAGAAAUGAAUAAAUUGGAAUAUUCGUACUUGCUUCUUCUCAAUUAAUUUCUCUCUGAAUUCUUCAGAUCUUCUGAACUCAACGCGUUUCUUCUUCUGCAAUACCUCAACGUCUUCUUCUUCAACUCUUCACCUUAUCGGAACAACAAUUUCGGAAUUUUCGUUUUGUUUUGCUCAAUUUUCAACUGUCAGCGUAAAAUUCGAUCUAGGUUUUAAAGUAACAUUACUUGUUUGAUCUUUUUCUCCUGAAAGAAAGAAGAACAAGAUGCAGAAAGAUCAACUCAAGAAGGAUGUUAAAGAGGUAAAGUUUUUCACUGAUUACGGAGACGCCAACCGAUACAAAAUUCUUGAAGUUGUUGGUAAAGGUAGCUAUGGAGUUGUUUGUGCAGCGAUUGACACACACACUGGAGGAAAAGUUGCGAUCAAGAAGAUUCAUGAUGUUUUUGAACAUAUCUCUGAUGCCAUUAGAAUCCUCAGGGAAGUCAAGUUGCUAAGACUUUUAAGACACCCUGAUAUCGUUGAGAUUAAACGGAUUAUGUUGCCGCCUUCAAAGAGGGAAUUUAAAGAUAUUUAUGUUGUCUUUGAGCUCAUGGAGUCUGAUCUCCAUCAAGUCAUCAAAGCUAAUGAUGACUUGACUCGUGAACACCAACAGUUUUUUCUUUAUCAAAUGCUUCGUGCACUGAAGUUUAUGCAUACAGCAAAUGUAUAUCACAGAGACCUUAAACCCAAGAAUAUACUUGCAAAUGCAAACUGCAAACUCAAAGUCUGUGAUUUUGGACUGGCAAGAGUUGCAUUCAAUGAUACCCCAACAACAACUUUUUGGACGGAUUACGUUGCUACAAGAUGGUAUAGAGCCCCUGAACUAUGCGGGUCUUUCUUUGCUAAGUACACACCUGCAAUUGAUAUAUGGAGCAUUGGUUGCAUUUUUGCGGAAGUGCUUACAGGAAAGCCAUUGUUUCCUGGUAAAAGUAUUGUGCAUCAAUUAGAUUUGAUUACUGAUCUUCUUGGAACACCACCACCCGAAAUUAUCUCUGGAGUUCGAAAUGAGAAGGCAAGGAAGUACUUGAUGGAGAUGCGGAAGAAACUUCCUGUGCCAUUUGAACGGAAAUUUCCAAAUGCUGAUCCAUUGGCCCUUCGUCUAUUGCAAAGGCUUUUAGCAUUUGAUCCAAAGGAUCGACCAACAGCCCAAGAGGCACUAGCUGAUCCUUUCUUCAAGGGUUUGGCAAAAAUUGAGAGAGAACCUUCUUCUCAGUCAAUUUCAAGAAUGGAGUUUGAGUUUGAGAGAAGGCGGGUGUCAAAAGACGAUAUUAAGGAACUAAUAUAUCGGGAAAUACUUGAAUAUCAUCCUCAGCUGCUUAAAGAUUACAUUAAUGGAACUGAAGGCACAAACUUCAUGUACCCUAGUGCAAUAGACCAAUUUAGAAAGCAAUUUGCUUAUCUUGAGGAGAAUAAUGGUAAAUGUGGCCCGGUGAUUCCUCCAGAAAGGAAGCAUGUCUCCCUUCCUAGGUCCACUGUUCUCUCUAGUACAAUUCCUCCCAGUACACAAUCGUCUUUUGCUCCAUAUGCGAACAGACAAAUCGCACAAGAGGCAUUCAGUAUUCCCAGAGCUGCAGAAUCAAAUUCUCUAAGUCAAUCAAAGGGUUUACGACCACCUCCAAGAGCGCCAGCAGCCAAAUCAGGAAGAGUUACAGGGCCAGUUCUCUAUGACAAUGGAAGAAGCACAAAAGAUAAUUAUGACGCAAGGAUCUUCUACCAAAAUGCUAUUCCUCAAGCAAUCUCUCCCCACUGUUUCCAAAGGGUUGCACACGCGCACCAAACUAGCACAAAAACUACACCAGAAACAUACAAGGAUAAUUCACAAGGCAAACAUCAACACUCACCGCAGAAGUGUAACGUGCCAACUAGGCCAGCUAUCGAUCUUAACACCAAUCCAUACCGCCAACAGGGCAAGAAUGAUCUGUUUAACGAUCCUGUUACCGUUAUUGACGCAAAAUUGUUGCAGGCUCAAUCUCAAUUUGGUGCAGCUGGUGCUGCAGCAGUAGCCGUUGCUGCUCACAGGCAUUCUGCAGGCUUUCAGUAUGGAUUGACAUAGAUUAGGAGUUCUCAGAGAGAUUUGCCAUAAUUGCUUUGUCUGAGUUAGGAGUGAAGAAAGUUGGUUAACUUUUAGUUGGGUUUAGUUUUUUUUUUCCUUUCUAUUUCUGCUUUCAUAAUGUCAUCCUUGUAAUUAUAUGUACAUCAUUUAAUUAAUUAAUAAAAAAUUUGA
Medicago truncatula (barrel medic) is the source of this 2266-nucleotide messenger RNA. RefSeq names its product mitogen-activated protein kinase 19. The transcript is spliced from 10 exons. The record is from RefSeq and is a predicted model, not a curated record. NCBI's taxonomy places the organism in Eukaryota, Viridiplantae, Streptophyta, Magnoliopsida, Fabales, Fabaceae. Gene Ontology annotation, molecular function: ATP binding; MAP kinase activity. The coding region runs from base 269 to 2095 and encodes 608 amino acids. Gene Ontology annotation, biological process: protein phosphorylation.